AUGACAUUGAGAAGUGGAACACAACUAGACGAGGUGUUAAUGCCAAAAGAAACCGGCAAUGAUGUUGUCAUAGAAGUGUUAAAAGAAGAUAAAGCUCCUAGUACAGAAGUUGACCAUGAGACUCAAGAAGAAGUCGAGAUUCCACCAGAGGUAACUCGUGUUUACAAGCCUAAGAUUCCAUUCCCAAGUGCUUUGAAAAAGCCGAAGAAGGAGAAGGAGCAAGCUAAGCUAAAAGAACCUGUAAGCUAA
Molecule: messenger RNA, 249 nt
Organism: Arabis nemorensis
Lineage: Eukaryota; Viridiplantae; Streptophyta; Magnoliopsida; Brassicales; Brassicaceae
Source: the annotation of a GenBank genome assembly